AUGAAGCGAUCUCUAACGCCUGAUGUAACGUUGCACGAAGUGAAAAAGGUGAAAAUGGAAAAGGUGAACGUAAAAAAGGAGGAGGAAUGCAAAGAAACAAUAAUGAAGAACGUUGAAGAUAAAUCCCUAGGAAAAAUUACAAAAUCCGAUCUCGAAGAAUUAGUUCUACAAAAAAUCGUCGAAGCUAUAAUACAUCGUAGCGAGCUUAGUGAUAUGCGUGAGCUUAUUGAGAAACAGGAGAAAUUAAUUGCAACACAUCGCACAAAAAUUGCGGAAAUUUCAAAACAAUUCCGUGACUUAGAGAUGGUUCACAACCGCGUCGUCAAGGACCUUGAGAUGAAGAAUCAACAAUUUAUUAUGCCAGUUAAAAUCACACGAGCAGUUGGAUUACAAGUCCUCAUCCCGAAACGUUCCGAACAUGCAUCUAAUUCGUCCUCGAAAUCUAUGCCCAGUACCCCUGCCACUCCAAUAUCUUCUAAAACAAUUAAUUCACCCGCCACACCAGCUGCACCUUCAAACGAUAGUGCAAAACGUUCACGUACUAGUGAGGUGACGGCUCCAGAACCUGCAAAACGGAUCCGUUGCAAUCAAAAAGUGACACCUCUUCGACCUGAUACGCCACAACGCACUAUGCUGAAUAAUGCAAAAGUACCUCCAACUUUAUCCCCUGCUACACCCACAAACUCAACACAAUCUCAACAGUCAACACCGACUAAUUCAAAUAAACAGCCAAUGGCAUUUAAGACAGUUAUACGUAACGUAGUUCCCUCUCAACAAGGGUUAACACCUCCACAAGGUGGAGGGACGCAGACGGCUUCACAGAUUCAACUUGUGGAGCGAGUAACGCAAAUUUCCAAUAAUAGUCAGGUGACGUCUAACACUGCCGCGAGGAAAUCGGUGACGCCUAAACCAGGACAACAACAGCAAAAUACAAGUCAAAAGUCAACACAGAAUAAUUUCCAAACAUCACCGGAAAGGCCACGAGUACCGCCUGUUAUAUUAAAGAAAACCACAAAUGGUCGUAGCCUGACUGUUGCUAACCCCCAAACAAAUUCACCUUCUCAAGGAACGAAUACGGGAUCAAACACAAUCCCCAAUAAGUCUGUGAUUGAUUUGACGGACGAGGAUGAUAAACCGACCGUAGACAGUGUAAAUCCACCAGCUCUUGUCGCUAUUCCGCAGAAUUCCAAACCUGCUGCACACACGCAAGCGCAAAAUCGGGUCACCACUUACGUCAUUAGUAAGCCACAAACACAACGUGUUUCGACGACGCAAAAUGGAACAAUAAGAGCUUCACCGAAGACAUCAUACGUUCCAAUAGCUCCAAAACCAUCGGCGCAAGCAACACAAGCAGGUUUGAAUCAGCGUGCAACUCCAACGAAUACGGCGGCAGCGAAUUCAGCAGCACCUAAGCGAGCCUCUGUUCCCGCGCCCUUGCCGAAGCCACCGAAUGUUCCUAGUAAUCCUUUGUGGAAAGCUCCUCCAUCACGACCUUCAAUUCGAAUCAAUAACAUAGACACCGGAAUCGUGAUUUCAUGGACAAUGGACGAUAUGACCGCAGACUACGCUGAAGUGACAAGCUAUCAAAUUUACGCGUAUCAGGAGAGUUCGGCCCCACCGCAAGUGGAGUCGUGGCGACAUGUUGGUGACGUGAAGGCCAUGCUGCUCCCCAUGGCAGUAACAUUAACUCAAUUCCAGGAAGGUCAAAGGUAUUUCUUCGCCGUACGAGCGAUUGAUGAACACAGUCGUUAUGGACCAUUCAGCAUGCCUAAAACUUGGUCUUAAGGGAAGUACCUCUGUUGCCACGUUGUGUAUAGUGUUCGCCCUAGCUAUUAGACGAAGAUGGAAUGCAAAUCUCAUGUUUCAAAAAUAAGAUAGCUAAAAAUUGAACUGCUGCUACUUUUAAAUUAGAUGUAAGUAAUUUAAGAUUUUAUGUUAAUUUUAUUUGUAAUUUCCCUAGAACUUCGGAUUAAUUUUAUUUUGAUAGUUAUCUAAAGAAGCUCCAGAAAAGAAGGAGAGAGGAUGAAUGAAAGUUUAGAGUAGCGUUAGUUCGAAUUUUUAAGGUAGUGACGGACUUGUCCAUUUUCAUUAUCUUCAUUUAUACUCUCUGACUCAAAUGAAAUCAAGUAAGUAGCAAAUAUACAAACAAACAUAACUCAUUGUAAUAUAAUUUAUCAAAUACAAAACGUUAAAGAACGUAGGAAGGAAAAGAUCGAAAAAAAGAGUGUACAUGAUUAAAUCAUAAGACUUAAAUAAUAAAUCAAUUAUGGAAUAGAAUAUAAACAAGUGAAAUGAUGAAUAUACUUACAUUUCCUAGAAACUUAGUUGUGUGUUAGCUUUUAUAGUAUGAAGCAAGUGUGGAUACCGAAUGUUCAACUAAAAUAGGAGUCGUGCGAUCUUUCUGGUUGUAUGGCCGUUAAUUUAUUCUAUCGUCAGAUAUUUCUUUUCCUCUAAUACAAACAAUAAAAGAGAUUGAAACAUGA
This is a messenger RNA of Hermetia illucens (black soldier fly), 2483 nucleotides long. It is a transcript of the gene wde, whose product is annotated as activating transcription factor 7-interacting protein 1. Gene Ontology annotation, biological process: regulation of DNA-templated transcription. The coding region runs from base 1 to 1785 and encodes 594 amino acids. The transcript is spliced from 4 exons. The record is from RefSeq and is a predicted model, not a curated record. Gene Ontology annotation, cellular component: transcription regulator complex; nucleus. Gene Ontology annotation, molecular function: protein binding; transcription coregulator activity. NCBI's taxonomy places the organism in Eukaryota, Metazoa, Arthropoda, Insecta, Diptera, Stratiomyidae.